AGGUUUGAAUGGCCUUUUGUGCAGCGUUACCGGUCAACUUAUAGGCCGUGUUCCCAACAGGAAAAAAAGUUAAAUAAUUUAUAAAAGUUUAACUUGGUUUUUGCUCAUUCACCAAUCCCGCUGCGUUCAGUAUCACUUAUGUUCCCUUAGAUAUACUACUAGCAGUGGCCUUGGCUUUCAUUCAUCUCUUGUUGCACUCACAAAUUCCACUCCAAGAGUAUAAAAAUCCGUCGUCCCAAGUCAUGUCUCCAUCCGAAGUAUUACAAUUCCCCGCCGACGACCGAAUCGAGCCAGGGUCGACCGACUACCCGGCGGCUCAGUUCCCCACCAUCAAAAACACCUCCGUGGACGUCGACGCCGCAGCAGAUGACAUCGUCGGCGCCUUCAACAAGGCCCUCGACGCCGGGGACGCCAACGCCGUGGCCGCUCUGUUCCUCCCGGACGGGGCCAGCCACGGCUACUGGCGCGACCACUUGUGCCUGACGUGGGUCAUGCGCACUCUCAAGGGUCGGGGGCAGAUUGGGAGCUUUCUGGCCAGCGAGAUACCCCACGACGGCGGGGACGUGAAGCUACCCAAGAGGAUAGCGGUCGACAGGAGCAGCGCCUUUAGGUCGCCAACGUUGACGGCGUUUGAGGCCUCGGGGACGCACAAGUGCAUCGGCUUCCAUGUCGAAGUCGAGGCGCAGAACGGCAAGGGUCGGGGCUUGGCUCGUCUCGCGGAGGGCGAGGAUGGCAAGCUCUACAUUGCGACGCUGUUCACUACGCUGCUCGAGAUCGACGGCCACCCAGAGCCGGUCAGGGCCCGAAGGGCAAAGGGAGUCGAGCACAAGGGGACGCAUGAUGAGCCGAACUGGCGUGAGAGGCGGGAGGCUGCUGCAGGAUUUGGAGAACAACAGCCUACGGUCCUGGUUGUUGGCGCCGGACAAGCUGGCCUCUCUGUCGCAGCACGACUGCAAAUGCAAGGGGUACCAACCCUCGUCAUCGACCGCAACCCCCGCGUGGGCGACUCAUGGCGGAACCGCUAUCACCACCUCGUCCUACACGACCCGAUCUGGUUCGACCACAUGCCGUACAUACCGUUUCCCGACCACUGGCCCGUCUUCACCCCCAAGGACAAGAUUGCAGACUUCUUCGAGGCCUACGUCAGCCUCCUCGAACUCAACGUAUGGACGGACACGAACCUGGCCGACUCGAGCUGGGAUGAGGAGAAGAGGGAGUGGACGGUGAAGCUGGAGAGGGCGGGCGAGACCAGGACGGUCAGGCCGAAACACAUCAUCCAGGCGACCGGCCACUCGGGCAAGAAGAACUUCCCGCAGAUCAAGGGCAUGGACGCUUUCAAGGGCACUCGGCUGUGCCACUCGUCCGAGUUCCCCGGCGCGACGCCCAACUCGGCCGGGAAGCGCGCCGUGGUGGUCGGGUCGUGCAACUCGGGCCACGACAUUGCGCAGGACUUUUACAGCAAGGGCUACGACGUCACCAUGGUGCAGCGGUCGUCGACGUGCGUCAUCGGGUCCAACGCCAUCGUCAACAUCGGCCUGGCGGGUCUGUAUGAGGAGGGCGGACCCCCGACCGAGGACGCCGACGUCGUGCUCUACUCGUACCCCUUUGAGCAGUUCAAGGCGGCGCAGCGGGCCGUCACGGCGCUGCAGAACGAGGCAGACCGCGAGAUCCUCGAGGCGCUGGAGCGUGCCGGGUUCAAGGUCGACAUGGGCCCCGAGGCGUGCGGGCUCUUCAUCAAGUACUUCCAGCGGGGAGGCGGCUACUACAUGGACGUCGGGGCGAGCCGGCUCGUCGCGGACGGCAAGAUCAAGAUCAAGCAGGGCUGCGAGAUCAGCGAGGUUCAAGCCGACGGCCUCCUGUUCGCUGACGGCCAGAAACUCGAGGCCGACGAGAUCGUCUUUGCCACCGGCUACCUGAACAUGAGGGGGGAGGCUAGGGCCAUCUUUGGCGACGCCCUUGCGGAUCGCGUCGACGACGUCUGGGGUUUCGACGACAAGGGCGAGCACAGGACCAUCUGGAGCAGGAGUGGACAUCCUGGGUUCUGGUUCAUGGGCGGCAACCUCGCCCUCUGUCGGUACUUUUCAAGGCUCCUGGCCCUGCAGAUCAAGGCUGCUGAGCUGGGACUGAACAAGCUGUAAACGCAUUGGGAGCGGUUUGCUUUUUAUGUUUUCUCCAAUAUAUCCAGCGAACAACAGAAGCUUCAUUUUAGUAAGAUACAUGAAUCCAACCGAACUAGCUGCUCACUAAAGUUGUCCGCUGGCAAAAGAAAGAAGGAACUUUUGAGUGACCAGUGUUUGCAACGCAUCACGGCCUGAAUACCUUUCUUAAAAGAAAAAAAAACCGGUGUACUGGUCAGAAGCUUUCUGGUCAAGGUUCUUAGUUGGCACAUUCCCGGCCAGGCAAGGAAACAGUAAUGUUUUCAAGGCAGCCCGGUGAUGGAAGAUGAUCCUAGCUACAGCAAACACGUUUCAUAAGUGCUGUUUUCAUGCAUUCAUUGUUCACCUGAUAUGCCACUUUAGUUUGCCAUAAAAUGUCAUUCAAAGGUCUGACACAUCCUUGCCCUCUCCACG
Messenger RNA from Pyricularia oryzae 70-15, 2570 nucleotides. RefSeq lists its product as uncharacterized. The transcript is spliced from 2 exons. NCBI's taxonomy places the organism in Eukaryota, Fungi, Ascomycota, Sordariomycetes, Magnaporthales, Pyriculariaceae. The record is from RefSeq and is a predicted model, not a curated record. Gene Ontology annotation, molecular function: monooxygenase activity; flavin adenine dinucleotide binding. The coding region runs from base 243 to 2138 and encodes 631 amino acids.